AUGGCUAUGAUUAGCAACUAUGGCACUGUUGUUCAAGUAGCUGGACUAGGCCUCGGAGUAAUGUUUAUCAGCAUGUUUGUGUUUGGAACUUUUGAAGGUCUCAAUGGAGCCAUAGAUACUUUGGCGUCACAAUACUAUGGUUCAGGAGAUUAUAGAGGAUGCAACCUUGUCUUGAAUAGAGCUAGGGUUAUCAAUUCUUUCAUCUUUAUCCCUGUCGCAAUAAUACUUGCAUUAUCCAAAGAAAUCUUAAUCUUUUUCGAUCAAGAUCCAGAAGUGUCAAGCGUUGCACACACCUUCCUCCUCUACCAAAUUCCAGGAAUGUUUGUAUGCGUCCACUUCGACACACUAAGAAGAUACAUCCAAUGAAUGGGCCAUUUCAAUCUAAUCCUCAAAGGAAGCUUAUGAAGUGCUCUAUUCCAUGUCCUCACACUCUCUUUACUUCUCAAAUAUGUCGAAGGGGAUCCAGUUAUAAUUUGUGCUCUAGUUUGGGAUUUAUCGAUUGUUGUCAAUCAUUUACUUCUCGUUUAUUUCUCUAAUGAUAUCUUGAAAGAAGUAAAUAAGUUGCCAGUGUUUGAAGGUGCUUUCACUGAAUGGUGGAGCUACCUCUCACUAGCUUUGCCAUCUGGAUUCAUAAUUUGCUGUGAAUGGUGGAUGUACGAAGUACUCACCAUACUAACAGGAUGGAUUGGAGUGAUUGAACUUGCAACAAUUGUUAUUAUUUUCAACACUCACAACUUUGUCUAUGACUUCUCUUAUGGAUUAUCUCAAUCGACUAGCUCAGCCAUUGGAAGGACAUUGGCAGAGUUUGGAAAAGCAGAAGCUAAAAGAUUGUUAAAUUAUAUUCUAACUAUUGUAGUGUGUUUAAACUUUCUCAUGACUACAAUUUAUUUUCUAUUUCCAAAACAAAUCAUAGGAAUCUUUUCUGAAGAAAAAGAAAUUGUUGAUCUGUAUAACAAAAGCUUGUACUACAUCAUCGCUAUGUUUGUGAUAGACUCUUUCCAGAUCGUAAUAGGAGGAGUCAUCAGAGGAAUCGGUGAGCAAGGCGAAUCCUCAGUUGCUAGUUUUAUCUCAUAUGGAGCCAUCACUUUACCUUCAGCAGUUAUACUAGCAUUUCCAGUUGGAAUGGGAAUGCAAGGCAUCAUCUUGGGCUACACUCUUGGAAUAUUUGGUAACGCAGUGAUGAACACUUAUUUGCUGGUCAAAUCUGACUGGGAACUGAAAAUUGAAAAUAUUGAAGAUCUUAGUUUUGUCCAAAUAGAAAUGACUUAA
Messenger RNA from Moneuplotes crassus, 1269 nucleotides. NCBI's taxonomy places the organism in Eukaryota, Ciliophora, Spirotrichea, Euplotida, Euplotidae. The record is from the annotation of a GenBank genome assembly.